Molecule: messenger RNA, 1295 nt
Organism: Indicator indicator
Lineage: Eukaryota; Metazoa; Chordata; Aves; Piciformes; Indicatoridae
Product: mitochondrial ubiquitin ligase activator of nfkb 1-A-like
Exons: 5
Coding region: 1-1290 (429 amino acids)
Biological process (GO): organelle organization; protein ubiquitination
Molecular function (GO): ubiquitin-protein transferase activity
Source: RefSeq, a predicted model, not a curated record
AUGCCCGACGGGAACUGUAGUUCGGCGCGGGGGACGCCGCCAGUUGUAGUCCCGGACACCGCUAACCUCACCACUGUGUCGCGGGGCCAGACUCCAUUUCCCAGCAGCCAGCGCGGCGAGGCCAGGGUCCGGGCCUGGGCGCUCGGGUCUCGAGGGGCACCGGGGACAGAGAGGGGAGGCUGGCGUGAGCGGCGGGACCGGGUGCGGCUGGGGGCUGGGCCCCGGUUGGAGGUGCCAGGCCUAGGCGUGCUGCCUGAGCCUGAGAUGAUGGAUGCGCCACCCAUCACGCCUGGGGAGCUGCUGUGUCUGGGCACCAGCCUCGCCUUCUCCGGCUUCUUCUACUAUCUGUACAGGAAGAAAGCCAAAGUCAUGGCACGUAUACAGGAGGCCCCAAAGCUCCAGGUUGAUGAUGAUUUACCAGCACUGGUAUCUGCAGCUGAUGGGAGGUGCCUGCCUUAUGUUGCCCUGGAAGGCAUAGUGCUGCCAGCCAAGGCUGUGCUGACCAGCCAUUACCAUGAAGGGCUGCAGGGUGUGAUCCAGAAACUGCUUGUGAAAGAGCAUCGGCUGAUCUGGAACAGCUUGGCCCGGACCUGGAGCGAGAGCGAGCGGGUGCUGUCAGAGCAGGUCUACACUGUCCCCUUCUUGCUGGCCUCAGCAGACACUGAGGCAGUGACACAAGUGAGCGUGGAGAGCCCACUCCGAGCUGUCUGUCUGCCACUGGAGACAGUGUAUGAGCGGUUCCAGCAGCCAGUCCAUGGCUUCCGUGACCUGCUGGGCCAGUACUUGAGUGGGGAGAAGCCCAAGGGCAUCCUGGAGACAGAGGAGAUGCUGAGGGUAGGGGCUGGGCUGACAGGCAUUGGGGAGCUGGCCCUGCACCUCGAUGGCUCCCUGCACCUUGAGCCACCAGCCCAGGUGGGUGAGUAUUUCCUGUGCCUGGGCGACUGGCAGACAGUGCUGGCGGAGCUGGAGUCAGCCAGUGGGCUCUGGAAGGGGGCGGCCAUGCUGUGUGCUGCAGCAGGCCUGGCCAUCCUCCUGCAUGCCCUAUGCCGUGCCUACCGCCGUGCCCGCCUCAAGCAGCAGCGUGAGGACAAGGAGCCGGACGAUGAGGAAGCUGGGGACGGGGGGCUCGAGGACUUCUGCGUUAUCUGCCUGACCCAGCCCCGUGAAUGUGUCCUCUUGAGCUGUGGCCACAUCUGCUGCUGCUUCCGCUGCUUCCAGGCCUUGCCUGCCCGCCUCUGCCCCAUCUGCCGCGGACCCAUUGAGCGUGUGGUGCCCCUCUACCAGGCCUGAAAGCA